AUGGAGCUCCCAGGCAAAAGAGCGAGAGGAAGACCAAAGAGAAGGUUUAUGGAUGUGGUGAGGGAAGACAUGAGGGCAGUUGGGGUUAGAGAGGAAGAUGCAGGAGAUAGGCUAAGAUGGCAAAAGAUGACACGCUGUGGCGACCCCUAACGGGACAAGCCGAAAGGAAAAGAAGAAGAAGAAGAAGUUGUUUCGUAUUUCAGUGAAAAAAUACUCAAAUUUCCACUUGUCCUGGAAGCGGCCGCCCUCGCGGUCAACUUUCCUUUUUUUGUUUACAGACGCCAUGUUAGAAAUGGGCUGGGCUGAAACGAUCACGCAAGGUCAAGGGUCACGGCGGCCAGAGUGCGGCCACAGGGCUACUGCCAUCUUCUGGUGAAAUGAAAAAUAGCUUUUUGUACACGUAUUUUAUACUGUGGUCAACAGUGCUGGCGGGCCGCAUAUUAUUGAUUUCAUGAUAGAGGCCGCGGGCCGAUAAAAAUUUGUCCACGGGCCGCAAUUGGCCCGGGGGCCGGACUUUGGACAUGCCUGCUCUAAGAUAAUUAGAUAAUGACGAAAAUGCAUUGUGGCUUUAAUUGGAAUUACAAGACUGGAUGACUACACAGAAAAAAAUAAUAAUAAUAAUCCCCCAUCCAUGCUAUUGUACAACAAUUGAAAGUCUCAACCAAUGCAAAGGGCUUUUAUACAUAAUCUAAUUCAGUUAUAAAAAUGUACUUUUCAUAGGGAUUUCAAUGUGCAACUUCCUGCUCUGUCCCUCCCAUCACUGAACACCAAUUAGCGAGCUAGCAUAAAAGCGCAGAGUGGUUUUGUGUGUAAUGUCAUUACAAUGUCAUUUUGCUGAUCAAAUGUCACUUUAAUUGACUUUUGUGUGUCUGCGUGGAGCUUUUAGAUUAUUUGUGUGCACACGUGAGACCCAGCCGGCGCUCCAGUCCAACCUCCAAAACCGCACGACCCGGCUCCGGUCACUCCGCCGCUUCUCUCUCGUCACCUGCUUUCAUUUCUUGCGGCGCGGCCUUUAAAGCGAUAAAAGGAUGAUCGCAUCCCACUUCCGGGGGCCACGCCAAGGCCUGAUUUGUGUCCUCGUUCGAGGCCGGUGGGCGGGGAUUGUCACGCCGGGGUUAUAAAAAGGUCUUUUUCCGCGGAACGUCACAUCACAGCGACGAUGAAAGUGCCGCUUAUUGUCCUCAUCCUCUCAGGUAAGAGCAAAAUAAUUAUGUUUAUGUGCAUCAAAACAUUUUCCUGUGCUAGUAUGAAGUGUGUGAUUUGAAAAAUUUGAGAAAUUAUUGUAGAAAAUAUUAAGUAAAAUAGAGAAAUAUUUUUUGUCCAUUUUCAACACACUGAGGUUGUGUUGGAGAUUGUUGUAAAUCAAUGUGACAAAUUAUGUUUAGCGCAAGUGAGAUUAUUCAUUUGUAUGUGAAAUCAUGGCGGCACGGUGGAUCAGCUGGUAAAAUGUUGGCCUUACAGUUCUGCGGACCCGGGUUCGAUCCCGGCCCCGCUUGUGUGGAGUUUGCAUGUUCUCCCCGUGCCUGCGUGAAUUUUCUCCGUGUACUCCGGCUUCCUCCCACAUCCCAAAAAACAUGCAACAUUAAUUGGACACUCUAAAUUGCCCCUAGGUGUGAUUGUGGGUGUGGCUGUUUGUCUAGAUGUGCCCUGCGAUUGGCUGGCAACCAGUUCAGGGUGUACCCCGCCUCCUGCUCGUUCACAGCUGAGAUAGGCUCCAGCACUCCCUGCGACCCUAGUGAGGAUAAGCAGCAAAGAAAAUAGAUGGAUGGAUCGACGUUGAUUCAGAUGUGAAACUCAAUUUUCAGAGAAUUUUAAACAUGUUUAUUGACUCCAAUGAAAGUACAAAAAAAAAAAAAUUAGUUGAAAACGAGAACUGUUCAAGUUUCACUCAGUAAAUCAGUUCCUAUCCUAGGUGUGGGAGGGGCCCCCCCGGGCAAGGUGUGCAGCUACCAGGACGUGGUGGACCACCUGAACCUGACCUCAAGCAACAGGGCUUUCCAUCUGACGAGGCCGGUCCUGGACCACACGCGUGCCACCCUGGUGGAGCUCAACAUGAUCCUGUACGCCAUCGUGGGUGUGGUAGGUGGCUCGUUUGGAGAGGUCGUGCUGAAAAUCGCCAGUGACGUUUCGACAAUCAUGUUUUCGCAGAUCGAGAAGACGCAAACCUUCAUUCCGUUCCUGUGGACGAUAACGUCCUGGACGGAUGAACGCAUUUUUUGGGACCCGGAUGAGUUUUGCGGGAUCACGGAAAUUUCCCUUCCCACCGACCUGCUGUGGAUCCCCGACAUCUUCAUCUUUGAGAUGGUGGAGAAAGACAACUCGCAACACAACCCUUACCUGUUGGUCAAGCACGACGGGACCGUCCUGCUGGAUCAGGACAUCCGGGCGGUCAGCGUGUGCAUGAUGGACGUGCACAAGUUCCCCUUCGACACGCAGCGGUGCAACAUAUCGCUGGCGUCUGCGGUUUUCAAGUAUGAGCAGCUGCGCGUCAUCCCGGUGGUGAACUCGUCGCGGGCUACAGAGUCCACCAAAGCCCUGCUCCAUUCCCAGGGGGAGUGGGAGUUCCUCCAUUUGUCCGUGAGCAGCGGCAACAUCAGCUUCGACGACCUGGUGUGGGACAAGCUGGUGUACACGUUUGUCAUCAAGAGGCGACCCCUGCUGCACGUCAUCAACUUCCUGUUGCCCAUCCUCUUCUUCCUGUGCCUGGACCUGGCCUCCUACUUCAUCCCGGAGCACCACGGGGAAAAAUUGGGCUUCAAGGUGACCGUGCUGCUCGCCAUCUCCGUGCUGCUGCUCAUCCUCAACGACAUCCUGCCUUCCACGUCGAACAGGACGCCGCUCAUAGCCACCUACUGCAUCGUCAUCUUCGCCCUGAUGCUUCUCAGCCUCCUCGAGACCAUCACGGUGGCCUACCUGACCGAGGGCCGCUCGUCGGAGAAGCUGGCGUGUUGCGGCAGGGGCAAACGGGAAAAGGACCCGACCGACGAGGCCGACUCGGAAGAGAUACGACAGACCGACGGGUGCGCGUCGAGCAAAGAGAAACCGCAGAAGCUGCUGCCUGCAUUACCGGAGUUUUACAGUAAUAGGGAAGAAAAAAAAACCUCGCCUGGGUCGUCCCUCCUCCUCCAUCAUAAAGGACACCAGGGAAGAGUCCAAGUACUGAUCCGAGGACUUCAUCAUGUUCACAGCCUUUGUCGUCUCCCUCCUGAUCCUGCCUGCCACUGCCGCUGCCGCCUUUGCGUCGGAGUCGGACGGCUGCAGUUACCAGGAUGUCUUGAACCACCUGGGCCUGAACCGAAGCAACGAGCUUUUCUCCAUGACGCGGCCCGUCAAGAACUACAAGAAGCCGACUCACGUGUCCCUGGAGGUGCUGCUGUACGCCAUCCUUAAUGUGGUGGAGAAGGAGCAGAAGUUUGUUCCUUACGUCUGGACCGUCACGAGGUGGCACAACGACUUCAUCUCCUGGGACCCUCAAGAGUUCUGCGGGAUCAACAACGUGUCGCUUCCCGUCGGCAUUCUGUGGAAGCCG
Molecule: messenger RNA, 3529 nt
Organism: Syngnathoides biaculeatus (alligator pipefish)
Lineage: Eukaryota; Metazoa; Chordata; Actinopteri; Syngnathiformes; Syngnathidae
Product: 5-hydroxytryptamine receptor 3A-like
Exons: 11
Coding region: 2053-3390 (445 amino acids)
Biological process (GO): signal transduction; regulation of membrane potential; chemical synaptic transmission
Cellular component (GO): synapse; membrane; neuron projection
Molecular function (GO): transmembrane signaling receptor activity; neurotransmitter receptor activity; extracellular ligand-gated monoatomic ion channel activity
Source: RefSeq, a predicted model, not a curated record